Molecule: messenger RNA, 2881 nt
Organism: Equus quagga
Lineage: Eukaryota; Metazoa; Chordata; Mammalia; Perissodactyla; Equidae
Gene: FBXL5
Product: F-box and leucine rich repeat protein 5
Exons: 11
Coding region: 103-2172 (689 amino acids)
Biological process (GO): intracellular iron ion homeostasis; SCF-dependent proteasomal ubiquitin-dependent protein catabolic process
Cellular component (GO): SCF ubiquitin ligase complex
Molecular function (GO): protein binding
Source: RefSeq, a predicted model, not a curated record
CGGGCGCAUGCGCAGGGGGGCGCGCCGCCUCUGCCCCGCGGCGAGGGUGUCUAUGGAGAGGCGGCGGCCGCGGCUGCUGAGGCGGAGGCUGAGGCAGCGGCGAUGGCGCCCUUCCCUGAAGAAGUGGACGUCUUCACCGCCCCACACUGGCGGAUGAAGCAGCUGGUGGGGCUCUACUGCGACAAGCUUUCUAAAACCAACUUUUCCAACAACAAUGAUUUCCGUGCUCUUCUGCAGUCUCUCUAUGCUACUUUUAAGGAGUUCAAAAUGCAUGAGCAAAUUGAAAACGAGUACAUUAUUGGUUUGCUUCAGCAACGCAGCCAGACUAUUUAUAAUGUACAUUCUGACAAUAAACUCUCUGAGAUGCUUAGCCUCUUUGAAAAAGGACUGAAGAAUGUUAAGAAUGAAUAUGAACAGUUAAAUUAUGCGAAACAGCUGAAAGAGAGGUUGGAGGCUUUUACAAGAGAUUUUCUUCCUCACAUGAAAGAGGAAGAGGAGGUUUUUCAGCCCAUGUUAAUGGAAUAUUUUACCUAUGAAGAGCUUAAGGAUAUUAAGAAGAAAGUGAUUGCACAACACUGUUCUCAGAAGGAUACUGCAGAACUUCUUAGAGGUCUUAGUAUAUGGAAUCAAGCUGAAGAGCGACAGAAGUUUUUUAAAUAUUCUGUGGAUGAAAAGUCAGAUAAAGAAGUGGAAGUGUCAGAACAAUCCACAAGUAUAAUCCAUCUUCCUCCUGAGGUAAUGCUGUCAAUUUUCAGUUAUCUUAAUCCUCAAGAAUUAUGUCGAUGCAGUCAAGUAAGCACUAAAUGGUCUCAACUGGCAAAAACUGGAUCGCUUUGGAAACAUCUUUACCCUGUUCAUUGGGCCAGAGGUGACUGGUAUAGUGGUCCUGCAACUGAACUUGAUACUGAACCUGAUGAGGAAUGGGUAAAAAAUAGAAAAGAUGAAAGUCGUGCUUUUCAGGAGUGGGAUGAAGAUGCCGAUAUAGAUGAAUCUGAAGAGUCUGCAGAGGAAUCGAUUGCUAUCAGCAUUGCACAAAUGGAAAAACGUUUACUCCAUGGCUUAAUUCAUAAUGUUCUACCUUAUGUUGGUACUUCUGUAAAAACUUUAGUAUUAGCAUACAGCUCUGCAGUUUCCAGCAAAAUGGUUAGGCAGAUUUUAGAGCUUUGUCCUAACCUGGAGCAUCUGGAUCUUACCCAAACUGACAUUUCAGAUUCUGCAUUUGACAGUUGGUCUUGGCUUGGUUGCUGCCAGAGUCUUCGGCAUCUUGAUCUGUCUGGAUGUGAAAAAAUCACAGAUGUGGCUCUAGAGAAGAUUUCUAGAGCUCUUGGAAUUCUGACAUCUCAUCAGAGUGGCCUUUUGAAAACUUCUACAAGCAAAAUUACUUCGACUACAUGGAAAAAUAAAGACACUACCAUGCAGUCCACCAAGCAGUAUGCUUGUUUGCACCAUUUAACUAAUAAGGACAUAGGAGAAGAAAUAGAUAAUGAACAUCCCUGGACUAAGCCUGUUUCUUCUGAAAAUUUCACUUCUCCUUAUGUGUGGAUGUUAGAUGCUGAAGAUUUGGCUGAUAUUGAAGAUGCUGUAGAAUGGAGACAUAGAAAUGUUGAAAAUCUUUGUGUAAUGGAAACAGCAUCCAACUUUGAUUGUUCCUCCUCUGCCUGUUACAGUAAGGAUAUUGUUGGACUAAGGACUAGUGUCUGUUGGCAACAGCAUUGUGCUUCUCCAGCCUUUGCAUAUUGCGGUCAUUCAUUUUGUUGUACAGGAACAGCUCUAAGAACUAUGUCGGCACUCCCAGAGUCUUCUGCAUUGUGUAAAAAAGCAUUAAGGACUAGACUGCUUAGGGAAAAAGUUUACUUUGGGAGUGAAAAAUCUGAUCAAGAGACUGGUCGAGUCCUUUUGUUUCUCAGUUUGUCUGGAUGUUAUCAGAUCACAGACCAUGGUCUCAGGGUUUUGACUCUGGGAGGAGGGCUGCCUUAUUUGGAGCACCUUAAUCUCUCUGGUUGUCUUACUGUAACUGGCGCAGGUCUGCAGGAUUUGGUUUCAGCAUGUCCUUCUCUAAAUGAUGAAUACUUUUACUACUGUGACAACAUUAACGGUCCUCAUGCUGAUACUGCCAGCGGAUGCCAGAAUUUGCAGUGUGGUUUUCGAGCCUGCUGCCGCUCUGGCGAAUGACCUUGACUUCUGACCUUUGUCCACUUCAUUUAGCUGAGCAGGCUUCCUUUCAUGCACUUUACUUAUAGCACAUGUUCUGUGUUAACCGUCUCUUUUUGAGAGUGACUUGUUUUGGCCCCAUUUCUUACAGCCUCAGAAAUCUUAAUUUACCAGUGAAUUGUACAGUGUUGUUUCUCUUGCAACUCAUUUUUAUUUUAGAAAGAGAUUAGGUCUUUUCAUAAGGGUGAGAACAGUUUCAUCAGAUUUCUCUUAAAUUGAAUGCUUUGAAAAGAAUGUUACUUAAUGCCAUGCCAUUUAAAGUAUUUUUUAGAUUAUUUUGAGUUUUAAAGUCAGUGGGGAUUAUUGGUUCUCUUUAUAUCUAAACACUGUACUAAGCUUUGCACAUCUUUUCAAACAUACAUUUCUGAAGUUUUAUUUUCAAAGACUGCACAUUUUGGAAACAAAUCUCUUUUCUGUAAUGUUUCCUUUAUUUGAACAGUUCUCAGAGGGCCAAUUCAAACAUACAUUUAAAAUUCUUUAAGAUUAUAGAAUAAAUUGGCUUCUUGGUGUUAGCUCAGUGAGCGAGCAAAGCACCAAUAUAUUUGUACUUGCUUUCUUCAAAGACCCCGGGUUCCUGUCACUCACUAAACUGUCAAAUUUGGGAGGGAUUUUUAAAAAUUCCAUAAUGAUUUGAAGAAAUGUAUAAAUAAAAUCUGCUUUCAGGACUUUA